CAAACCGCCAACGCUGCAGCCGCGUACAGUGACGCUGAGUCAGAAGAAGACGAAGCAGAGGCGAGAGAAGAAUUGGAAGAAGAAGAAGAAGAAGUCCUCGCGACAAUUGGCACCCGGUUUCAAGGAGGACCUUCCUCUCCGGGAGAGUGACUUUUGUGUGUGUCUAUCCGUCUGUGCCGGGAGGAGUUCGGUAGAGUUUGUUUAAGUGUUGCGGCGAGAGGACGAGCGCGAUAGAGAGAGAGAGAGAGAGAGAGAGGGACAGUGGAAGGAAGGGGAGUGGCGCUCAGCAUUUGCGGUAGAAUGCUGCUGAUGGAAAAGAUGUUGCCACACCUCGGCUACGUGCAACCUGCAUUCCACGUGCUGAGCCAGUUGGCCAGGCCCGUGCCGCUGCCUUUGGGCCAGCAGUUGCCUACUUUGCCAGGCCUUCCGCCCUUUGGCACUCACAGUGGCCUGAAGUUGGGCGGCAUGCCGCCCACCAGCCACGAGAACGGGCCGCGACCGUUGGCGUUCUCCGUCAUGGGUCGUAGUAGCGGCGGCGGCGGUGGAUUCCUGGAGCGGUCAUCCGACCACGGCGCUGGGCUGCCUCCAGGACUCCCUUCGCCCUACGACCGAGACGACGAUAAAGAUCUCGACGACGCAGACGGAGACGCUGCGGCCAAGCGCCGUCGCUCGAGGACGAACUUCAACUCGUGGCAACUGGAGGAACUGGAGAGGGCGUUCGAGGCUUCUCAUUACCCAGACGUCUUCAUGAGAGAGGCUCUCGCCAUGAGGCUCGGACUCACGGAAUCUAGAGUCGCUGUGUGGUUUCAAAACAGAAGAGCCAAGUGGCGUAAAAAAGAACAAACUAGAAAAGGUCCAGGUAGGCCCGCCCACAACGCCCACCCUCAAACUUGUUCCGGAGAACCCAUCCCACCCGAUGAACUGGAGAGAAGGGAGCGCCUGCGUCGAGAGAAGAAAGUCCUGAAGCAGUUGGAACGCCAGCAGAGGAAAUUGGCCCUGAAGGGCGUUCAUGUCACAAUCGAGCAGCUUCGUCAGGAGUACAACAACCAGCACCGUCCAGAACCCGAAAUUGACGUCGUGGGUGUCACGUCUGACUGUGACGACGACGAUGACGAGGGCGCUCACGCGGGAGACUCCUCCUCCUCCAGGGACCCGCCUACGCCAGCGCCUCCUUCACCCAUCAGUCCAGCCACGCCUCCAGCUAAGCGACCAAGACCAUCCACGUUUUCCAUCGCCUCGCUGCUUUCCCUCUCGGAGGCCGGGGAUUCCCCCUCACUGCCCUCGGCUCCCUCGCAGGACGUGACUGUGUCUUUAGUGAGUCUCGGGUCUGGGUCCCCUGGCGUGACCACCACCUCACCUUCAAACAGCCUCACUCAGUGUUCCAGCAGGAGUCAAAAUGACCCUUCUUCGUCGUCCUCCUCCUCCUCCCCAAGACCCUCACCUCCAAGGACACAAGGGUUUCACAUGGGACACGAAUUGGAGGGUCACGGACUUCUUCCCUCCUUACCUCCCUCCAUAAGCAUUAGUGUCCAUAAACCUGCGCCUAUACCCUCUCCGGAGGGGCACUAGCUCAAGGAAGCCUCUUAAUGUUUUCACUUCAAAUUCAUUUCGUCCUUGGUUCAUCAUUUAUGCGCUCUCUCUCCUCCCCUGCCCUGUCCCUUCACACAUCUUUCAUUAUGAAUGGCUACUCCAACAGUCUAAGUAAAAAUAAUCCCUAGGAGUACUCAUUUAUAAUGCCUGAGAAGGCAAGUACUUGAGCGCCACCUUCACGGGUCCGAUGGAAAUAAGCUUUAGCAAGAAUGUCUGUGAGCGUAUAUGAGCGUCGCUGCUGGAUCCUUCACGGAAAAUGUUGUUGAUCAUCUCCUUGUUAGGACAACCGAGGACACUGUCUUUCGCAGUGCAGGUGCAAUCGGCAGUUCUGAGUGGCUGAUGAGUGAAACUUGUUAACCCAACGAUAACAUGGACAAUAAGUGAUAAGAUAAUAUCGUGCCAUCUUCCAGAAUGCCAUUCUUGAUCAGAUUUGCUGCCAAACCCUUUGAUACGCUAUAAAUGUCCUGUCAUGUAAAUAAUGUCUUACCUAAAUGAUUUCUUGAACUUGACCAACAAGUGAUUUCCCUGAAAGAUUCUGCUUUGUAAAUAGCCGGGUAGAUAUGUAGUAUUUUAUUUCGAAAACAGUGUGAUAUUAACUCUGUAAAGUAUGUCACACCUGUGUUACGAGUUGUGUUACCCUUUUGGCAUCCCUAGGCAAUUUUUGUCGGAAAGCAUUAUCAGAAAAUGUGACAAGACAUAACUUAAUGAUUUCCAGUAACAAAGAGAAUCACCUAUAAGAGUUGUGUUGCGUCUUCCACGUAUUAUUCCGAUUGAACAAUUCAUUCAGUCAUAAGCCUAGAUAAAAACACAGGUGUAAAAAUGUGUAAAAUUCCCAGUACGUUUGACGAUUGUGUGUACACUAGUCUGGAACGCAAUGCCUCUGGAGUCUCCACGUCCUAUAGCCUGUUUAUGCCAUAUCUUAUCACAGCAAAAGCAUACCAAAAAGUUCAAUGUGAUAUAACUUCCUUUUUUAUGAGAUGUUUAUAUCCUUCCAUAUUUAAUUUAUUCCCUUCGACUUCUUCCAUUUCCAGAGAGUUCCGAGGUAUAGAUUCUCAAACUUUUCAACAAAGGCUUAUUUUACAUUCAUCUCCAUUAUUUAUUUUCUUCAUGUGGUGCUAUUAUGUUUUAUGAUUUUAUGACUGUCAACUCUUCUCUUCCACAGCAUUCUUUCGAACAAGUAUUCUGCUCUUCCCUCUUACAGAUGAGACAGUCAGUCACUCUCGAUUUCUGUCUCAAAUGAGCUAAAACAGACACGGCGGCUUCCUUUGACCCCAAAACAGUGACAUAACUCGUAACUUGUGACCCCUGUUCGUAUGGUGAAUGUAUACGAGGGUGUUCCCCUGACUAUCCAAAACCGGUGGCGGAUCCAACACGGACCCCCUCUGUGGACGGGAUAUGAACCCCUUCAACGCCCAUCGUUGUAGAAAGUUGUCAUUUUGAUCCAUCCUUGACCGGAAGCGACAAAUCCGACGAGUAAGCGAGAAAAGUGAAGAAGCCUCUGUUCCAGGCAAUUCUGGAGGAUCGUCCGACUGCGGGGAAGGAUCAUAGGACUCCUCCUCUUCCGACCUUCAGGAGGCCCUCCAGAGUUGUUACGGAAGGAGACAGACGGCUGGCCAAACUUAAUUCUAGGUGCUAGAAUGAUUCAUAUUUUAUAGCUAUAUUUUCCUGUCACAAUUAUAAGCACAGAACUCGUUGGCCACUAUUAUAAAACUGUGACAGAAAAUGAGAGAGAUUUUGAAAGCACUCCUUUUCAAUAAAAACAGAGAUGAAGACUUCUAAUGCUUUUAGGCUGGAUUAUAAUGAUCACAAUAUAUGACUAUGUAAUGGAAACAUUGUAUAUUUGUAACCUUAAUUUAAGUCUAAACAGUGUCAUUAGUGGAAUAUCUUCAUAUAAUUAUUGGUGUCAAAUCAGUUAUUUAAACUACGGAAAAACAAUAUAAAAUCUUUUAAAUUGUUCAGGAACAGUAUAAACAAAAUUAACAAACUGACAAUUGCAUACUGUAACACCUCUAGGUUUUAUUCACAUUGAAAGAAUAAUGAACGCUGCUACCUACAUCACAUAAAAACUUCUAGUAACGUCUGAAAUACAGGAUGAAAUAAAAGAAUCAAAUAACGCUUUUAAUUAAGGAGAACGAGAAACUACAAACCUAAAGAAAAUAAUGAAACAGCAAUGAAAUCUUCAAUACUGGAAAUGUGAGCAGUGUACCAACACCUUUAGAUAAACAGAUAUGCACAAAACUGCAGAUCCAAGUACGCAUACACAUCGUACACACACGCAUAUAUAUAUAUAUAUAUAUAUAUAUAUAUAUAUAUAUAUAUAUAUAUAUAUAUAUAUAUAUAUAUAACAUGCAUACAUAAACACACACAACACACAUAGUACAAACAACACUUCAGUUUCAGUGACUGAGACUAAGCUUUCUUGUGGCAACCUGUCGGAGAGCGACAGAAAUGUAAAGCGUUGUAAGUUUUAUAAGGAUAAUUUAUUUGUGUCAUAAUUAUUCCUCAUGAUUGGAUAUAUUUAUGUCCCAGUGUGUAUGAUGUAU
Molecule: messenger RNA, 4133 nt
Organism: Macrobrachium nipponense
Lineage: Eukaryota; Metazoa; Arthropoda; Malacostraca; Decapoda; Palaemonidae
Product: homeobox protein unc-4 homolog
Exons: 3
Coding region: 301-1569 (422 amino acids)
Biological process (GO): regulation of DNA-templated transcription
Molecular function (GO): sequence-specific double-stranded DNA binding; DNA-binding transcription factor activity, RNA polymerase II-specific
Source: RefSeq, a predicted model, not a curated record